AUGUCAUCUCAAGAUUAUUCAUCAGAUGAAGAAGAUUUAUUCGAUGAAUCUAAGAAAUCUCAAGUAUUAUUAGGAUUCAUAGAUACUCCAAUUGAUAAUGAAGAAAUUCCAACCAUCGAAGAUACUUUUGUUGGAUCACAACCAAUUUGGCUACAUGAAAAUUCAAAGCCCAAGGAAAAAUUAAUAACUUGUAAUAAUUGUAAUUCAAAAAUGGCAUUGUAUUUACAAGCAUUUGCUCCAAUUGAUGGUAAAUUAUAUGACAGAGUAAUAUAUGUUUUAGGUUGUAAAAAUUCAAACACUUGUUCAAAGAAAAAGGGAAGUAUAAAAGCAAUUAGAGGUAUAAUUGAAGAUCAAGAAACAGUGGAUAAAAUAAAGAAUGAAGAGAAAGCAAGAUUGGAUGAGAAAUUGAAAUUGGAAGAGAAGAAGAAAUUAAAUGAUGAGUUGGUGAAAAACUUGUUUAAAGAAGAUGAAGCAGCUAAGAAUCCAUUUGGUGGUGAUCCAUUCGGUAAUAAUCCAUUUGGAGGUAGUCCAUUUGACGAGAAAGAAGAACCAAAGCAAGAACAAAAAGAAUCUAAAUCAUAUGCUGAUAUAGCUUCAAAAAAUAUUCCUAAGUCAAAACCAGCAAAAAAAUUGCAUGAUGAAUUGCCUGAAUAUACUGGAAAUUUCCUAUAUGUAGAUAAUGAAAAGUUCAAAACACAGGCAAACGAUGCAGAAUUAGAGAAAUAUAAACAUUUAAUAGACAAUCAAUCAGAUAAAGAAGAUGAUGAUGAAAAAGGUAAUUCUUCAUCAAGUGUAUUAAAUCCACAAACUUCAAAAAUUUCAAACAUGCUAGAUGAUAAAUAUUUCGAAGCAUUUUCAAACACUGUAAAACAUAAUCCUGGACAAGUUUUGAGGUAUGAUCUCGGUGGUAAGCCAUUAUUAUAUAAUGGAAAUGAUGAAAUUGCUAAAAAAUUUCAGUCACACCCUUUUAAUAUACCUAAACCAGCUUUUAAUCCAUCUUCAGAAAGACAAUUUGAAUUACAAUUGAUGCCUAAAUUAAUCAUAAACCUUGAAAAUUUAAAUGAUAAAAAUGUUGAAAUUAAAGAUAUUUUAAAUGGUAUGUCUUGGGGUACAAUUAUUGUAUGUACUGAUAAAGAAGAUUAUGUACCUGAUGAAGAAUUUGAUGAGAAUAAUGUUGCUUAUAUAGAAGAAUGGUGUGGUGUUCAAUGGGAAGAAAGUGUAUAA
Molecule: messenger RNA, 1224 nt
Organism: Insectozyma verbasci
Lineage: Eukaryota; Fungi; Ascomycota; Pichiomycetes; Serinales; Debaryomycetaceae
Source: the annotation of a GenBank genome assembly